AUGUUCACAGUACGUCAAACGGGGGAAAGGCAAGGAAAUACGAACAUUUAUGAAACGACAGAAGCACCGGAUGACUUCCGUGGAAAUUUGGUUAUCGUCACGACGCACGACGAUUCGUAUUCACAUUACUGGAGAGUUUGGUUUGAUCCGGUGUUAUCAGUCAUGAAUGGUGUCUUCCUAACAAAUGAUAACGGGACAGAAAUCCCGCGAAAGAAUCCAGUGGCAGCUUAUGUGUGA
Trichobilharzia regenti is the source of this 237-nucleotide messenger RNA. The record is from the annotation of a GenBank genome assembly. NCBI's taxonomy places the organism in Eukaryota, Metazoa, Platyhelminthes, Trematoda, Strigeidida, Schistosomatidae.